This is a messenger RNA of Spea bombifrons (plains spadefoot toad), 5535 nucleotides long. RefSeq names its product PPARG related coactivator 1 (gene PPRC1). The record is from RefSeq and is a predicted model, not a curated record. Lineage: Eukaryota; Metazoa; Chordata; Amphibia; Anura; Pelobatidae. Gene Ontology annotation, biological process: positive regulation of transcription by RNA polymerase II. Gene Ontology annotation, molecular function: transcription factor binding; RNA binding. The transcript has 14 exons. The coding region runs from base 35 to 5197 and encodes 1720 amino acids. Gene Ontology annotation, cellular component: nucleus.
GUGCCGGCAAAGCCUUGGAGUUUGCGGGGCCAAGAUGGCGGCCCGGUGGGGAGCAGGAGAAGAGACGUUAACCAUCGGAGGAAUGGAGCUCUUCACCACGGGCGGCCCCCUCCAGUGCCAGGCCUUUGAAGAUGAUGAGGCUUGUACUGGACUCUCUGACCUUUCGCUGUCGUCCCUGGAUGCUGGCGGAAUCCUGGGAACUUUCCAGGGUUAUAUUGAUCACUCCAUCAUUUCUAUCAUUGAUGAUCCUGGUGCACAGGCUCAGAAUAAAGGUCAUUUUGAUGAAGAUAAUGAGUUAUCGCUUCUGACCGCCCUCACUGAAAUAUUGGACAAUGCAGAUGAUGAAAACAUGUCUCCGUUUGACACCAUUCCAGACACGGAACUUCUGGUUUCGCCAAAAGAUCGUGACAAUUCUGCAUUGCAGAAACUCCUCAGCUUUUCUCGUACCCCACCUGAACGGGAAAUGGCAAUAAUGGAUGAUCAGCGCAGAGCUAAUUCUGGCAAGGUGGAUCGAUCUUCAGCCCUAAAUUGGGAACAAUUUCCAGAAUGUAUUAGUUCCACACCAAAAAGGAACAGCCGUCAUAAAGUUGUAAGAGGAUGCAUGCCGCGUAGGACAAGAAAGGAAGCAACCCAGCCGCGGAGUGACGGAGAAGAAGAGGAAGUCAACAGCCCAGAAAAGAAACCCGAAGUGGUCCAGGAUUUGGCACAUUUGGUUGAUGACUUUUCAAUGGACUCUUCAACCCAAAAGAAUGAAUUUGAACAGGAAAUGGCUUUGAAUCAGAAUACUCCGUGUGUCAUCAACACAGAAAAUGUCACGCUUAAUGAUUUGGUGAAAUAUAUGCAUCCUUAUUGCCUUCCAGCAAUAUCCGUAUGCCUUGACCCAGAAGCGGCUGAGAUGGAUGAAGAUUUAGAAAAUGCUGUUUUUCUUGAGAUUGUGUCGGAAGGAGGAGAUUGUAUAAAACUCCCGGUGAGGAUGCAACAUCCAGGGGACGUUUUUUCUAUGGAGUCUUCAGAGGACAAUCUUUCUGCUCUACAUCCCGUAGAGCUAUUUGAUUCUGAACUGAAAAUUCCGAGCACUAUAACAGAUGAGUCUCAAGAAGAACAAUGUGUACCCGUACACAAAAUUAGUUUUGGUGAAACUUUUGGUACAUUACCAGAUGAGGUAGAAUCGCUGGAAAAACCACCAAAUCAGGAAAACGAAAAUUUGACACUGCCGUCCGUAGAACCCGACAGGGAGAAGUCCAACCUGGAAUCCUUGCAAGAAGUUGAAGUUUUGGAAAAGGAAACAAAGGACCUACCUGAACUUGAUGACUUCGCUACACCAAGAGUCAGUAAUGGAAACGUGGCAAAGAACUUUGAUCAGAAACUAGAGAAGCUGUCUCUUGAAAAGCGUAAGGAGCCAGAGAACAGCCAACAAAAUUCAUGUGCCCAAGAUGUCUCUGUUAAGAGGAAGAGAGAGAAGAAAGAUGGGCAAAGUGUGACCUCUAAAUCAAAAGUAAAGACUAAAAAUAAAAAUGCUAAUGAAGACAAGGAGCACGCCGUAGCUGAAAAGACGCUACAGAAGGCCGCCCCACCGCAGUCAAAGCGCCCAAGCAAUAAUUUGUUGCAGGAGUCGGAUUUCUUAACAAAACAAUUGGACCAGGUUAAAGAUUCUCAGAUGGAGCUUCGGUCAUCCAAAACCAUGAAAACUAGAUUAAGAAGCAGAGGAGGAUUAGAAAACCCACUCUCUUUGGAGAAGAAAGUACUCAACGAAAACGUUAAAAAGGCUGAGAAAAAUUCUACAGGAAAAGAAUUGCAGUCUGCAUCAGAAAAUGUGGAUGUUGAAAUUGGCACAUCUCGCCCAAACUUAAAAGAAGGGUGUGAAAUGACGUCCGAUCAGUCCCAAGACAAAACUGUCCCCAAAGAUGACAGUGCUCGAAAAGAAAGCACUGCUCACGAUGAUGUCUCUACUUCAGCUACUUGUGACAUGCAGGUAGAAGAUUGUUCUAACGUGGAAGAAAAGAACCUCAAUGUGGAAGAACAAAAAGUAGAGGAAUCAAACCAGCUUACCAAGGAGGUGAAGCCCAAGUCGCUCAGUUUAAGUGAAUACAGAAAACGGUUACAGCACCGUAAACCAAAUGCUGAAGAGAGAGAGAAUGAAAAUGCAUCGGGAAGUAAGUGGCCCUCCAUUCCUGAGCCGCCGACUGAGCUGGCGGAAAUCCCUUGCUUGGUCGUACCUGGAAAAGAUGCGGUGGCCUCCAAGACACCUAAGAAAGCUGCUUCGGUAGAGGAAUUGCCAUGUCCAACAACCGUGCCUGAAAAAACAAGUUUAGAUGUUUCAAAUAACUUGGGUUCUGCUCCACCAGCAGCGGCCUUACCUCCUGUUACCGUUCAGGAGACUCUACCUUUAAAUCAGACGGAGAUUAAGUGCCCUACUGCAGCUGACGCCAACGCUUUUCCUGUGCACCCAAAUAUACCACCUCCUUUUUAUCCGCCUGCAUGGCCAGGGCCCUCACCUCCAACUUAUUAUCCGGCUGUUCCUGCUUUACCGGUACCUCCUCCGUUUCCAAACUGUAUUCCACAUGAUCCUUUACACCCCAUGCCAGUUCAGCCACCGGUUAUGGCUUGGCCUCCUUUUCCGCCGCCGCCGAUUGCUGUGGGGACAGUUACUCCUGAUCCGCCUGUUUGGCCUCCCGUGUUUCAUCCACCUUACUGGCAGCCUCCUUCAGUUCCGCCGAGUGUUCCUGAAGUAAUGCCCGUACAACCCUUUCCUGAAAGUAUUGCUGCUGCUUCUCAGGUUACAUUCAAUUCAGCGUAUAGCCACGUGCAUCCCGAUGUCAGAGUGUCUCCAGACGCUCACGGAGCUCCUCCGAUGUGCAAAAAUCAGAGUGGCCAGCCUCCUAGUCAAAUGAACAGGUCUCCGGUUAAUGAACCUGGUCGUGCGUUUUCUGGAUCAAAGGAGAAAAUAGAGAUUCAUAAGCCUUAUAUUGAAAAUCUGAAGCAGAAUACAAUUAAACACCAGGAGAAAAAAGCUGCAGUGCCACCUGCUUAUGAGGUCCAAAAGCUGAAUCACCCAUCCCCGGUUAAACAAACAGAAAACAACUUACCAAAAGUAACGACCGUUACAAAGAAAGCAAUGCCUGUUCCGGACUUAACAUCUGCCAAUCAGGUGGUGUAUAAAAUAAUGGAACUUUUGAAGAAUGCGCAAAGAAGAGGUGUUCAGGUGAUGCCACCUUCUACUGGAUCUGCUAAAGCUGCUCCUGCACAAUGUCAAAAUUCCAUUAGUUCUGUGACACCAGAGCCUGCGCCCGUCGAGAAAUCCGGGCAGUUGGUAACGGCAACAUCACUCAUGGAGCUUAAACCUUCAGCUCCUGAAAUCCUACGUCUUACUCCAGUUCCUGCCGCGGAAUCUAAAUCUAGAGCGCAGGUGGCAGUAGAGAAGCCUUCCACGACGCAGGUUCUCGACACGGAGCACGAGAAACAAACAAAAAUGUCUAUACUUGUGCCGGCUGCUCAAGGCAUUGCAGAGGACUGCAUGCUGCUUACACCGGUGGAAGAGGGAUACCCCAAAGGAACCGUGGAGGAUUUUGCUUGUGACAAAGGGAUUGAAGCAACAGAUCUAACCAGCCUGCUAGAGCAGUUUGAAGAGUCAGAGGCUAAAGAUGAACGUAUGGCACAAAAUCCAGACUUAAAGUUGGCUGUAGGAAACUCUGGUUCUGAGAAGCCAUCAGAGAAGAAAAUCCAUGACCGGCUCCUGGCUCCUGAGUUACUUAAUACUGCUGGUCUGACUCCACCAGCAACCCCACCUCACCAACUAUGGAAACCAAUUAACGCUGGUCCUUUAUGUGGAAAACCGAAACCACUGCAUGGGAACCCACAGGACAAAACAUGUGCUUCCCCAAUCAAGACGACAAAGCUUAUUGAGGCAAAGCCUUUGCCACAGAGCAAGCUGCGAAACAAGAAUGUUGUGGCUGCUCCCAUCAAGGAGUCACCGCCUGUCCACGUGGCUUCCGGUGACCAUGAUUAUUGCAUUCUGUCUGCAUCGCAGCCUGACAACUGUUCCAACGUGGCUCAGCCAAAAACAGAAACCAAUGUUCUACCUUCUCGGUGUGAAGAAGGCUCUCGCUGGAACGUUAAACACCAUCAAAAUAUUUUGAUAAAGCCAAUCGUAGCCUUCAACAAGAGGCCUCCCAACAAAGUGUGCCAGAAGCCACCAGGGUCAACACAGCCGUCAAAUAUACCAAGCCAAAGCAUCCACUGCAGUGCUGCCAGGUCCACUCUACCAUGUACUACUGUCACAAAUGAUCUUGGGCGUCCUCUAGAUCAUAGGACUAAUGAUGUGCUGGAGGCUGAAAGACACUCUGUUUCAGUGUUAAUGUCUCCCGACUCAUCACCUUGUCAAAGUGAAAGCGGGAACACAGCGGCUGAUGUUCAGAAGGAGAAAUCCUCUGUUUCGUUUAGGUCCCUGCGCUGCUAUAGGAAGUACAAGAGUUCUCCGAGCCCAGAGACGACUAGAGGGAGGAAGUCCAGUGUUAGUCAUUCAUGUAGCUCAAGAUCAUCAUCGUUGUCUUCCUCCAGGUCCCGUUCAAGAUCACCUCCAUCAAAGAGGAGAAGAAAGUACAGUUCUAGAAGUAGUAGAUCAAGUUCAUCUUCAAGAUCUAGUUCUAGUACAAGAAGCACCUCUAGAUCCUCUUCCUGUUCGUCCCGUUCAUGCUCUCCAUGCUCCAGCCGGUCUCGGUCGCGGGCGAGGUCUGGAUCUCGAUGUCGGAAGAGGUACAGAAGUAGAAGAUCACGGGAAAGCGGUAACAGACAGAGAAUCCUUCACAAGGAGCGCGCCAUAGAGGAGAGGCGAGUCGUGUAUAUCGGUAAAAUCAACAACCGGAUGACCAGAUCGGAGCUGAAAGAGCGCUUUUCUGUGUUUGGCGUAAUCGAGGAGUGUACUAUUCACUUCAGGGAGCAUGGCGAUAAUUACGGCUUUGUAACGUACCGUCACACCAAAGAGGCGUUUGAUGCCAUAGAGAACGGCCACAAGCUGCGUCUACCCGAUGAGCUCCCCUUCGACCUCUGCUUUGGGGGGAGAAGGCAGUUCUGUAAAAGUAAUUAUGCUGAUCUAGAUUCAAAUUGUGAUAAUUUUGAUCCUGCGCCCACCAAGGGUAAAUCAGAAGCUGUUGACUUCGAUACAUUGUUGAAAUUGGCACAGAAAAAUAUUCGGAGGUAACAUUACGCCCAAGAACCUUGCAAGCAAUCAGGAGAUCAUAUCUAUAUAAAUAUAUGUAUACAAAUAUAUAUAACCAAAUUUACCUCAGAACACUGGAGAUGGCCAUUCACUAAACGAAAGCAUGAAGUUCCCCUUAAUGGGGGAAAUUAUGGAUUUUUUUUUUUUAAAUAAAACAAAAAUUAUAAAAAAGGUUUAAAAGACAACUAGAUUUUUUUUAAUGUCAUUUGUUUUUCUAACCUAUUUAACAAGUGCUUAAUAUGGAUUCUGAAAUUGUAUGGAAUAGUAUAUGAUGAAAAAGUGCUAUGCAGAAAAUCAGUAAAAAAAAAUACUAAAUGAAA